This is a messenger RNA of Beauveria bassiana ARSEF 2860, 582 nucleotides long. Its product is annotated as protease inhibitor (Tfs1). Gene Ontology annotation, biological process: regulation of Ras protein signal transduction; regulation of proteolysis. The coding region runs from base 1 to 582 and encodes 193 amino acids. The record is from RefSeq and is a predicted model, not a curated record. Gene Ontology annotation, molecular function: peptidase inhibitor activity; phospholipid binding. The transcript has a single exon. NCBI's taxonomy places the organism in Eukaryota, Fungi, Ascomycota, Sordariomycetes, Hypocreales, Cordycipitaceae.
AUGAAAGCCUGCCCCAGUGUCCCAAGUGCCCUAAAGAAGCUAGAAGCAGCGUUCGACAAGACGCCGCAGCUUCAGGUCGUCUUUCCAGAAGACACGGUCGUAUCCAGGGUCGGCAUCAAAUUGCCCAAGCUCGCAGCCAAGGAUACGCCAUGUCUUUCCCUCUCCAGCUCGCUUAUGAAGCUUCAUGACGGCGACAAGUACAUUGCCGUCUGUCUCGACCUUGACGCUCCUUUUCCAUCCUUUUCCGUUCUCGGCCCCAUCGCGCACUGGAUUCAGACAGACUUGGUGCCAGUCGAGGACAGCCUGGAGGAUGGCUUCACUAAGCUUGAAACCGAUGCCCGACCCAUUAUGCCUUAUAUUGGCCCAGGCCCCCCAUCGCCUUCUGCACCUCAUCGCUACGUGUUUCUGCUCUGGAAGCAGCCUGCCUCUGUUGGCAGUGUUGACGAGGUCUCUGCAAUCUUCUCGCUGCCGGCUGAGCCUGGUCUCACAGCACGCAUCCGCUGGAACCAGUCGUUGUUCGAAAAGCAGAUGGGGCUGGGAGAACCGCUGGCCGUCAAUUAUUUUGUGGCCGAUUCGACAUAA